AUGGGUGCAAAUUGCUGCAGGCAAUAUAAUGACAAACCAUAUGAGUUAACAAAUCUCAAUUAAUUUAAUACAUCAAAUAUCUCGUAAAAGAAAAGUAGCACAACAGCAAAUAUAUUAAACAAAGAAAAAUGUCAAUAGCAAGAUGAAAAUUUUAAAGAAGAAGCAUCUGUUACAUAUAUCCAUGAACCGCACAAACUGGAAGGAGAAAAUCAAGAAAUAAAGGAAGUUAAUGGAGAUGUUGAUGCAGUUGAAUCAAUACAACAGUCUCAUCAAUUCUUAUAAGAUUGCAUUCCAAACAAUAAUGAAUCAUCAUCAGAAUCGGCUGAAUCCCUUCACUGUGAUGAUACCAACACAAAAAAAACUAUACUCAAACAUGAACUAAGAUAUUGUCAAAAAUAAGGUUCAGCCUAAAACAAAGAAGUAAUUAAAAAAAAGGUGAGAUUCGAUCUUAAAUCAAAUGUUAAAUGA
Molecule: messenger RNA, 468 nt
Organism: Paramecium tetraurelia
Lineage: Eukaryota; Ciliophora; Oligohymenophorea; Peniculida; Parameciidae
Exons: 1
Source: RefSeq, a predicted model, not a curated record